Messenger RNA from Gasterosteus aculeatus aculeatus (three-spined stickleback), 3233 nucleotides. NCBI's taxonomy places the organism in Eukaryota, Metazoa, Chordata, Actinopteri, Perciformes, Gasterosteidae. The record is from RefSeq and is a predicted model, not a curated record.
AAAUCAAAACGUAAAUCAGAGGGAACCGUGAGAAAAUAUUUAAAAACCCGAGUUUAGAAGACAGACAUAUUCUAGCUGCUGCUUUGGGAAACCUUGUUUUGUCCCUGAACAUAUAGACACGUUUUAUUUGCUUGUUUAAAGGUGUUCUGUUAGUAGCGUGAGCUGCGUUCAAGAGCAGCCAAGGCGAGCACGUCCCGGCUACGUGUUAGUACGUCAUCACGUCCGGUUGUUACCAUGGAGACGCGGCGGACACAACUUGCGCCUUCUUAGAAAGCUGAACAUUAAAGCUCCUUUCAAAUAAAACGUUCUUUUCCGAAGAAUUGCAUGUUUUCAUGUAUUAAGAGCUACUUGAGCUGCAGGCGGUUUGUUCGUGUGAACUCUCACAGAAGAUGGAGGCGGUGGCGGAGUCAGAGGGGCAAGAGGAGGUCAGAAAGGUGGAGACGCCUACGGAGGAAGAGGAGGAUGAUGAAGAGCCGACCACGCUGGAAGGACCUCGCUGCGUUCCAGCUCGUGAAGAGCUUCUUCUGACAUUGGACAACGCGGACAAGCUGUGUCCAGAGUCGUACCGGCGCAACUCCCCCAACGAGGUCCGACUGAUGGCCGUCGCCGACAGCUUCCAGCGGCAGUACGCUCACCUGUGUCCCGACCGCAGGCCGCUGCUGCUCUGCCCGACCAACGAGUGGGGCGUGAGGAAGUUUGUGUCCACGACUCUUCGGCCCGCGGCGACGGACCACCCGGAGCUUUUCACCUGGCAGGGUUGCGCCUCCUUUGUGGCCGACUUCCUGUCUCUGGAGCCGCUGGAGCCACCGGAGAACCUGCCCCGGUCCCUGUUCUCCUCCACCCUGGUGCUGCAGAGCCAGAGGGCCACGUGCCUGGAGGCCUCCACGCUGCUCUGCAGCCUGCUGCUCGGCGCCAACUACGACGCCUACUGCGUCAGCGGCUACGCCUCCAAGGACACGUGCCUGCUGGACCGCAGCCUGCUGCGCUGCCCCCUGCUGGGCGCCCCGCCGCAGGCCGGGACCUCGGAGCAGGAGCCCCCGGAGAACAAGUACCUGGUGAAACCUGCGACGGAGCUGAGGAGUCGCUUUGUGACGCAGCAGGAGGAGGAGAAGAAGAAGCGGGAGGCGGAGGCCGCGUCACUGGAGGAGCAGCAGGAGGGCGAGCGGCGAGCGGACGACCCCCUGCGGGGGCUGCGAGUGCACUGCUGGGUGCUGGUGCUGUCCGGCAGUCGGGACGUCCCGCAGAACUUCUUCAUCGACCCGCUGACGGGCGACAGCCACGCCCCCGACGACCAGCGCUUCCUGGGCGUGGAGAGCGCCUGGAACCACCUCAACUACUACGUCAACAUGCAGGACUGCAGCAGCGGCUGCGCAGACAUGGCGUUCGACCUGGAGGACCCGAGCAGGUGGGAGCCCCUCCUCUACGGGGCGCUCAGCAGGAGGACGCUGGCGCUCUGCGUCUGCAGGAAGAAGGAGCGAGAGAUGAUGAGCAGACUCCUCAAGAAGGAGGAGCAGGAGGAGGAGGACGGGGAGGAGCCUGGUGUUUUGGAGAUGCCACGUUCUUGGGUCAGUUACAUCGACAUCUCAAAAGAAGACCUGGAGACCCGCUGGCCGGGCCGACAGGAGACCACCCGCUACAGGAAGGCCACGCUGGAGCACUUUGCUCCGCACCUGAACCCAGACGGGCUGGUCCGGAGACUCACCACCUACGAGGACCUGGCCUGCACUGAGGAGGUCGCGGUGAGGUCGUGGUAUCAGCACAGAGACGACCACCUGCAGGAGACUGAGGUCAACGAGGUCGAUAACUCGACCACACAGCGCUUCACACCUGGAAGAACCUUUGGCGUUUUAUUCCACAGGUUCUGGUCCCGCAGCGAGAAGCACGACAUGCGGUUCAGCGGCGCCGCUCGCGUGGACGGUCUGGUGAGGAGGACGUUGUCCCCGGAGGAGAUGACGGAGACCUUCGAGGGCCGGAAGGACUUCCUCUUCCACCGGCACGCCGUCUUCCUGCAGGACGGACGCGCGUCCACCUCAGAGUCCACCUCAGAGUCCACCUCAGAGUCCACCUCAGAGUCCGACUCCGACUCCGACUCCGACGAGGAGGAGCAGCUGCUGCAGGAAGUGCUGGAGCGUUUCCACCGGGACCGAUCCAAACCGGCCCACGCCGACGUAGCCCAGCGGGUGUUCCUGCUGGCUGAGGGGCGGAUUGAGGUGACCUAUCACCUGGAGGACCACAGGUGCGUCGCCUCGAGGAGGAGCUUCGUCAAACCGCUGCAGUCAAAGAGAUCGAAGGCCGAGGACUUCAGACGGGACAUGGUGUCCAGCUUCCAGGUAGACGCGUCUGAGGAGCCUCUGAAGAACCUGAUCCUGAGUCAGAUGCUGGAUGACCUGAUCAAGGAUGAGAAGGAGGCGUCUCUCCAAAUCAAAAUGUCCAGGAAAGAGGUGGAGGACAUCCUGUCCCGCAGGGAGACGGAGGAGCAAAGCGUCGGCCUCCACUUCUCCCCGUGGACGACGAGCGGAGCGGCCCAAGCCCGAAGCAGGAGACAGGAAAUGGAGCGCCAGGCCGAGGAGGAGCAGACGUGGCUGCAGGAGAGGAAGACGGACGUCCUGGCACCGCUCCUGAUCCCACUCGGUGACCCCGAGGCUCUGAGCGCCGAAGACGCCCGGCGGCUUUACCUGCAGUGUUUGGCGGAGAGCAAAUGGAGGCUGCUGGAGAAGGCCGAGCUUAUCCAGCAGCGCUUUGAGCAGGAGACACAAGAGCUGCAGAGGAAACAGCAGUGGUACCAGAAGAACCAGCUCCACAUGGCGCUGCUAGAAAGGGAAGAGUACCAGAAAUACUGCGCUGAGAAAACACUACGAAUAAGUGUAGCCAAGAAACGCCUCAGCAUGCACGUGAAAGCAGCUCCUCUGGAGUGUCAGAAACUGGAUGAGAGGCUGAGAAAUGACCCUCGACUGGCCCCCCACCUGCUCACAUGAGUCACACGCCUGCCUUCUUGUAUGAAGACUCCCCCGGACAGGUCAGGAAUCACCUUUGAGGUUGGAGCUCAGCUAGAAGCCCGAGACCGCCACAAGAACUGGUGUGGACCACACACACACACACACAGCCGCUAACGACUGGUACGCGGCCACCAUCGAGAAGAUCGACUACGACAAAGAGCGGAUUCAGGUCCACUACCGCCAGUGGAGCCGUCGGCACAACGAAUGGUUCCACUGGACCUCGCCCUACCUGAGGCC